Molecule: messenger RNA, 3142 nt
Organism: Asparagus officinalis (garden asparagus)
Lineage: Eukaryota; Viridiplantae; Streptophyta; Magnoliopsida; Asparagales; Asparagaceae
Product: potassium transporter 7-like
Exons: 10
Coding region: 145-2709 (854 amino acids)
Biological process (GO): potassium ion transmembrane transport
Cellular component (GO): vacuolar membrane; plant-type vacuole
Molecular function (GO): potassium ion transmembrane transporter activity
Source: RefSeq, a predicted model, not a curated record
CUCUGCUAGGAGAUUGUUGGAGAUGCUCACAGUGAUCUCUUCCCAAUGCCCAAUUUUAUUCCAUGGAUCAAUUAAUUCUUUUCCAAUUAAAUUCCUAAAAAUCUAGAUAAAAGUUCCAAGAAUUUGCCGCUGGUGUUGUUGUCAAUGGCGGAGGGAUCAGAGAGCGGGGAGAACGGGAGAAGCAACAACAACAGCAAUCUAUCAAAGAUGGAUUCAAUCGAAUCGAGAUGGGUUUGUCAGGAUGACGACGAUUCCAACAGCGAUGAAGACGAAAGCGAUGAUUUUCCUCAUCGGAUGAGCAUCAAGUCCGAUGAAGAGGAAGAAGAGGAGGAUAAUCCUGAACAGAGGUUGAUUAGGACCGGGCCGAGGAUUGAUUCCUUUGAUGUUGAGGCCCUUGAGGUUCCUGGGGCUCAUCGGAAUGAUUACGAGGACUUUAAUGUGGGUAGAAACAUAGUGCUCACUCUUCAGACGCUUGGCGUUGUAUUUGGUGAUGUUGGAACAAGUCCGCUGUAUACUUUUGAUGUUAUGUUCAACAAAUAUCAAAUUACUGGGAAGGAAGAUGUCCUUGGAGCACUAUCUCUUGUUCUCUACACUUUGAUCUUGAUACCAUUGGUGAAGUACAUUAUGGUUGUUCUUUGGGGCAAUGAUAAUGGUGAAGGGGGUACAUUUGCUUUGUAUUCACUGAUAUGCAGAAAUGCAAAGGUCAGUCUUCUCCCAAAUCAAUUAUCCUCUGAUUCUCGGAUAUCAAGUUUCCGGUUGAAAGUGCCAUCACCAGAGCUAGAGAGAUCAUUAAAAAUCAAGGAGCAUUUAGAAAACUCAUUAGUACUGAAGAAGUUACUUCUUGCCUUGGUGCUUUUCGGUACAUCCAUGGUGAUAGCAGAUGGAGUCGUCACCCCAGCAAUGUCUGUCAUGUCGGCUGCUAAUGGACUAAAGUUUGGAAUUGAUAGCAUUGGACCAGAUGAAACUGUGAUGAUAACUGCUGUGUCACUUAUAGUCCUGUUUAGUUUACAGAGAUUUGGGACAAGCAAAGUGGGCCUUGCAGUUGGGCCUGCUCUGUUCAUUUGGUUUUGCUGCCUCGCAGGCACUGGUGCCUACAACCUCAUGAAUUAUGGAACAACUGUUUUGAGGGCAUUUAACCCUAUUUGUAUCUACUAUUAUUUUAAGAAACAUUCAACUCAGGCUUGGAUGUCUCUUGGUGGUUGUCUUCUGUGUGCAACAGGAUCUGAGGCGAUGUUUGCAGAUCUUUGUUAUUUCUCUGUAAGAUCUGUACAGGUUACCUUCGUGUUUCUGGUUCUCCCUUGCCUUAUGUUGGGAUACCUUGGUCAGGCUGCAUUUUUGAUGGAAAAUCUAAAUCAGAAUGAGCAGGUUUUCUUUUCUUCAAUCCCAAGUGGAGCUUUCUGGCCAGUCUUCCUGAUAGCUUCUGUUGCUGCACUUAUUGCCAGUCGAGCAAUGACGACUGCAACAUUCUCAUGCAUAAAGCAAGCGACAGCCCUUGGUUGUUUUCCUCGCCUCAAAAUCAUACACACAUCUCGAAAGUUCAUGGGUCAAAUUUAUAUUCCAGUUAUUAACUGGUUCUUGUUGGUUUUCUCGCUGGCACUUGUUGCAAGCUUUGGAAGCAUAUAUGAGCUGGGAAAUGCAUAUGGCAUUGCUGAGCUUGGAGUUAUGAUGAUGACAACGAUCUUAGUGACCCUCAUUAUGCUUCUGAUAUGGCAGCUUAACAUCAUCACUGCAUUUUGCUUUCUCAUUUUCUUUCUAGGAGUAGAACUCCUUUUUUUCUCCUCGGUUUUGGGUAGUGUGGGAGAUGGAAGCUGGGUUCUGUUGGUUUUUACAGCAGUUUUGUUUAUGAUAAUGUACAUUUGGAACUAUGGCAGCAAGUUGAAGUAUGAGACUGAAGUUAAGCAGAAGCUCUCCAUGCAGUUAAUGAUGAAAUUGGGUUGCAAUCUUGGUACUAUUAGAGCCCCUGGAAUCGGUUUGGUUUACAAUGAAUUAGUUAAAGGAGUUCCUGCAAUAUUUGGUCAUUUUCUGACCACUCUUCCAGCGGUCCACUCUAUGAUCGUAUUUGUAUGCAUAAAGUAUGUACCAGUUCCUGUAGUGCCUCAAAAUGAAAGGUUUCUUUUCAGGCGUGUCUGCCCAAAGAGCUAUCACAUGUUUCGUUGCAUCGCUAGGUAUGGCUACAAGGAUGUGCGCAAGGAACAUCAUCAAACAUUUGAACAGCUACUAAUUGAGAGCCUUGAGAAGUUCGUACGUCGAGAAGCUCAAGAGCGAUCCUUAGAGAGCGAUGAAGACAGUGACACUGAUACAGAAGAGAACCCCUCUACACGGAUUCUUGUAGCACCUGACGGCAGUGUUUAUUCUCUUGGUGUUCCUCUCCUGGCUGACUACAGCUGUAUUGAGAAACCAAGCUCCGAACCAAGUACUUCCUUUGAUGAGUCCCGCGAUAAUGCAAUGAUGGAAGGAGACGAUGCAAUUAUUGAAGCAGGGCAGAGCUUUGAGAGGGAACUCUCGUUCAUUCACAAGGCGAAAGAAUCAGGGGUGGUUUACCUCCUUGGUCAUGGGGACAUUAGGGCCAGGAAGGACUCUUGGUUUAUUAAGAAGCUGGUUAUAAAUUACUUCUACGCGUUCUUGAGAAAGAACUGCAGAAGGGGGAUUGCAACACUUAGUGUUCCUCAUACAAAUCUAAUGCAAGUGGGCAUGACUUACAUGGUUUGAAGUUCUUAAAGUUGUUGGUUUUUACUUGUUUUGAGCCAUACUAACAUGUUAGUACCCAGAGGCCCAUGAUUGGUGCUUACCACAGUUUUUGCAAAUCAAAGAGCUGGCAUUUAAAUGAGAAAACAAAGUGAGAGAUGAUCCCUUACUUUUAUUGGUGAAAGAACAAGAAUGCAAGAGAUACAAGUGCCAUGUAUAUUUUCCCAGGUAUGAGUACAAGUGCCUGGUUUGUAAUGUUUGUCACUCAUUCUCCCAGCAACUCUUAUUCUUUACCUCAGAAGGAAAAUACAAGAUCUAACCGUAUUUGUUGUAUUUACAGGUAGAUAAGUCAAUGAAAGAAAGAAAACAUAGAAAUCCUUUUCUUUUUAAUUUGUGCAAAGAGAUGCGUGCAGUCUUGUUAAAGUACACUUUUAUUGUAGCAUUAUUAAUUUGUUCA